Molecule: messenger RNA, 4434 nt
Organism: Cuculus canorus (common cuckoo)
Lineage: Eukaryota; Metazoa; Chordata; Aves; Cuculiformes; Cuculidae
Gene: VPS54
Product: VPS54 subunit of GARP complex
Exons: 25
Coding region: 400-3330 (976 amino acids)
Biological process (GO): retrograde transport, endosome to Golgi; Golgi to vacuole transport
Cellular component (GO): GARP complex
Molecular function (GO): syntaxin binding
Source: RefSeq, a predicted model, not a curated record
GCGGCCCCUCCCUCUUCCCUCCCUACCCGGGGCUGGCGGUGCUUGCGCCGCUUCCUGCACCGCCCUGCGCCGCCCUGCGCGGGGGGAGUGACGUGUCGUGGCCCGGCGCGGCGUAAGGCCGCACAGGUCACCAUAGCCAUCCUUGAGCUCUGAGACUGGGCAGUGUUUGUACGAUGCAAAAAGGAGAGAUAUGACGACGGUCUCCUUGCAAUAUUCCUGGCAUAUUCUUGCUAAGGAAUGUUUAUAUAAGUGAAGCUAUUUGAGGGAUGAAAAUGAAGUGAUGUGAAUAGAGGUGAUCCUUGUCAUUUGGGCAGUUAUUAACAUCACAAGAACUACAAACAAACAUGGGUGGCACUCUCUGGUGCUCACUGAGCUUUUAUCAAGUGGUGAUUUUAUGCAAUGGCAUCAAGCCACAGUUCUUCACCAGUGCCUCAGUCAAACAGCAGUGAUGCUUUCUUUAAAAAGGAAAUGGAUGCCACAAAACAUUUUCGACCUGUGCAGUCUCUGCCUGAUGUGUGUCCCAAGGAACCUACAGGCGAUGCCAGUAAUUUAUGUGACAGCCCAUCUCUAGUUGUGGAUCAGCACAGACGGACUAUUUAUCAUUCCAAAGUCAAUCUCCCAGCAGCACUAAAUGAUCCUAGGUUAGCAAAAAGGGAAUCUGAUUUCUUUACAAAAACAUGGGGAGUGGACUUUGUGGACACUGAAGUCAUGCCUUCAUUCUACCUCCCACAGAUCACCAAGGAACAUUUUGCAUUAUACCAACAGGAAAUCACUCCGAGAGAGAAGGUUCAUGAAAGAUGCAAGAAUACUUGUACUCCUAAAGACACCUUUGACAGGACUCUGUUACACACCCAUGAUAAAUCCAGGACAGAUCUGGAACAAGUACCUAAGAUUUUUAUGAAACCAGAUUUUGCCUUGGAAGAUUCCUUAACAUUUAAUGCCGUUUUACCAUGGUCUCAUUUUAGUACUGCUGGUGGAAAAGGAAAUCGUGACGCAGCUUCCUCCAAAUUACUUCAAGAAAAGCUGAGCCAUUAUCUGGACAUUGUGGAAGUCAAUAUUGCUCAUCAGAUUUCUCUGCGCUCAGAAGCAUUUUUUCAUGCAAUGACCUCUCAGCAUGAGUUGCAGGACUACCUCAGGAAAACCUCCCAAGCUGUAAAAUUACUUAGAGAGAAAAUCUCCAAAAUUGAUAAAGUAAUGUGUGAAGGAUCGCUUCGAGUUUUAAGACUGUCACUCACCAGAAAUAACUGUAUAAAAGCAUACAAUAAGCUGAAGUUGAUGGCUACUGUACACCAAACGCAGCCCACAGUACAGUUGCUGCUAUCUACUUCUGAGUUUGUUGGAGCUUUGGACUUAAUAGCAACAACACAGGAGGUGUUACAGCAAGAGCUUCAAGGCAUUCACAGUUUCCGGCAUCUUGGCUCACAGCUUUGUGAACUGGAAAAGCUGAUAGAUAAAAUGAUGAUUGCAGAGUUCUCAACGUAUGCUCGUAAUGAUUUAAAUAGACCCCUAGAAGAUGAUUGCCAAAUUCUAGAAGAGGAGAGACUUAUAUCACUAGUAUUUGGACUCCUAAAACAAAGAAAGAUAAAUUUUUAUGAAAUAUAUGGAGAUGAAAUGAUUAUUACAGCGAAGAACAUAAUUAAACAGUGUGUGGUUAAUACAGUAUCGCAGAUAGAAGAAAUAGAUACAGAAGUGGUUGUUAAGCUUGCGGACCAGAUGAGGAUGAUGAAUUUUCCUCAGUGGUUUGAUUUACUGGAGAAUAUUUUUUCUAAGUUUACGAUAUUCCUCAAGAGAAUAAAGGCAACGUUAAAUACUAUCCGUAGCGUGGUUUUCUUGGUUCUAGACAAGAACCAAAAAAACAGAGACCUGGAGGACACGUUACAAAAGAACUCUGCUAAAGACAGUAUGGUGGAUACAGAAGUGGCCUACCUGACUCACGAAGGCAUGUUUAUAAGCGAUGCGUUCAGCGAAGGGGACCUCCCGCCUGUAGCAGCUGACACUACCUCUCAAAGAAACAUUUCCCCAAACAGUGAGCCCUGUAGCAGUGAUUCGGUCUCCGAACCAGAGUGCACUACUGAUUCCUCAUCCAGCAAAGAGCAAACGUCAUCUUCUGUUACUCCAGGGGGAGUAGAGAUGAUGAUUGGUGAUGACAUGAAGCUGACUGACCUGGAACUGGUCAGGCUGGCAAACAAUAUUCAAGAGUUGCUUUAUAGUGCCUCUGAUAUCUGCCAUGAUCGUUCAGUCAAGUUCCUCAUGGCAAGAGCAAAGGAUGGCUUCCUAGAGAAGCUGAAUUCCAACGAGUUUGUUGCCCUUUCUCGCUUGAUGGAAGGCUUUAUCUUAGAUACUGAGCAGAUCUGCGGCAGGAAAAGUAUGUCCUUGCGAGGAGCACUUCAGAGUCAAGCCAAUAGAUUUGUGAAUAGAUUCCAUGAGGAGAGGAAGACAAAACUAAGCCUACUUUUGGACAAUGAGCGCUGGAAGCAAGCUGAAGUUCCUGCCGAGUUUCAAGAUCUUGUUGAUUCGGUAUCAGAUGGCAGAAUAUCUCUUCCUGAAAAAAAACCAGCAGUGACUGAAGAAAGAAAGCCAACCGAAUUUCUUAUUGUUGAAGGACAAAAAUAUGCAACAGUUGGGACAGUAUUGCUGUUAAUAAGAAUAAUCCUUGAGUACUGCCAGUGUGUGGAUAACAUUCCUUCCAUCACCACUGACAUACUUACCCGCCUGUCUGAUUUACUGAAGUAUUUCAACUCUAGAAGUUGCCAGCUAGUACUUGGAGCUGGUGCAUUACAAGUUGUUGGUUUGAAAACAAUCACCACCAAAAACCUAGCCCUUUCUUCACGUUGCCUACAGCUAAUUGUACACUACAUUCCUAUUAUCAGGGCUCAUUUUGAAGCUCGACUGCAGCCGAAGCAGUUUAGCAUGCUCAGGCAUUUUGACCACAUUACAAAGGAUUAUCACGACCACAUAGCUGAAAUUUCAGCAAAGCUCGUUGCCAUAAUGGAUAGCUUAUUUGACAAACUAUUAUCCAAGUAUGAGGUGAAAGCUCCUGUUCCUUCAGCAUGCUUCAGGAAUAUCUGCAAGCAAAUGGCAAAGAUGCAUGAAGCUAUAUAUGAUCUCCUUCCUGAGGAGCAAACUCAGAUGUUGUUUUUAAGAAUUAACGCAAGCUACAAACUUCACCUGAAGAGGCAGCUGGCCCACCUAAAUGUAGUCAAUGAUGGAGGACCUCUGAAUGGACUGGUCACUUCAGAUGUAGCUUUUUACACUGGAAACCUCCGAGCUCUGAAAGGCCUUAACAACCUAGACCUAAACAUGGCUGAAAUCUGGGAGCAGAAGAGGUGAUGAGCCACUGGGAGCAGUCACUUGGCUCUGACAACAGACCGACUUUCUUCUAAGCAGCACGAUGACUGUGAGGCGAAUACUUAAGACCAGAGUCCAAGAAAGGAGACUAUUGAUAGUCGGAAAACUAGACUCAGAGUGAGCUGCAGGGAGUGAUCUUUUCAGUGUCCUUCAGCAAGAAACAAGUGAUCAGCUGUCUGUGCAAUGUUUUUUCGUUCUCUCUGGAAACAGACUCAGGUUUCUUUGGACCAAAUCCAAAAGAACUCAUAGCUGUAACACAGCUGUAGUUGUCUAGAAUGCUCUGUAUAUCUUUAUAUUAAAAAGAUGCUUUGCAUUUCUUCUAGUGCAAUGAAAUCCAUAUGGUGUCCCACCUUAUUUAAUGAUGGUACAAUAUAAAAAUCUUGCAGUUGGAACUCUGUAGAAAAUGUUUUUCUCUAUGAAACUAUGCUGUUCUAAAAUUUAUUUUUUUACAGAACUUUAUAUAAAUAAAUGUCUUUUGCUUGCAUUUAGGGUUCAGCUUUGUUAGGGAGCAGUCCUGUUUCAGGGGAGUUCUCACAGCUUGGCUCUAAGCUGCCUUUCUGAGGAUCUGAUUUUCUAAUAAGCUGUCCGUUCAUGGAAGCAUUACCUACAGCACUGAGCUGCCGAAGGGUAAGCCGGAGCAGCAACAACAUAACUGUGGGCUUCUGGUGGAACAUGUGAAGGUGGUGAAAAGGCUAGUGUGGGGAUGGGUCCCUGCAGCUCCAUAACCCUGGCCAUGGCAUAGCCGCAGACAGCAGGGUAAGGACAGGGCCUGCUUCAGGACUGUGCCACCUGCUCCACAGCUCUAAAGACACACAGCAGUCUGCAUAAAGACAGAGGAUGCAGAAAAUGGGACAAGGAGAAUUCUAAAGUUUUUAGGCUGCUUAUAGAAGGUUACACCAUUAAGGAGGGGGCGUUUAUUGAAGAGGUUUUUUUACUACUACCUUUUAAGACUGGACACUGCCAGUACUAAGGAAAAGUGCCUGUGUAUUUCAUCUCACACCUCUUUACCUUACCCUAGUCUGAGUGCCUAACCCUGUGACAAUGAUGUAUGAUGGAAUGGUCUCCAAGCCUGUGACAAUGAUGUAU